CGAAGCAGAGCUAGGAAGUCAAAGGCUGAUCGACUAGUGACAGGUGGAGGUCCCCGGUUGCAAGAGGAGUUGACAGAGAGGGAGAAUCUCGCUUUGGAAACGCUCGGGUCAGUCGUGGUCGACGGAAUGCCAGAUAUUCCAAAUAUUGGGGCCGAGAGCGAAAUAGUAAUUACAAACGACCCCGUGACUCCUUCUGUGGAAUCAACCGACGAAUCAGUUAACAGUCCACGACCUUCACGUCGCCGCAAAACAGAUUCGGAUGAGUUAAUCAAAAAAAUGAUUAAAUCUAUGAACGAAAGGAAUGAGGAAGAAAGAAAAUUUAGAGAGCGAAGUCUUAACUGCAUGGAACAGUUUUGUGACUCCAUGAACAACGUGGCCAAUGCUAUUCUAGCUUUAUCGCAAGCCGUUGUCAAUAAAGAUUAUAAUAAUAAAUAA
Anastrepha ludens (Mexican fruit fly) is the source of this 435-nucleotide messenger RNA. RefSeq lists its product as uncharacterized. Lineage: Eukaryota; Metazoa; Arthropoda; Insecta; Diptera; Tephritidae. The transcript is spliced from 2 exons. The record is from RefSeq and is a predicted model, not a curated record. The coding region runs from base 127 to 435 and encodes 102 amino acids.